UCAUAAACAAAAAGCAAGCGAAGAAGAUGCAUCUAAUUGAGACAAAAGUGAGAGAAAGUGGUAAAUGUCUUUAAAAAACCAAUCAUAAUCACAUUAGCAGGCUAGAAAUGAGCAUCACAAGAGCAGAAAGAGCAUAAUAGAGGGAAUCUGAUUUGGAACUCACUCACUAAGCUAUAGAAAGAAAAGGAGAAAGAAAGGCUGUGAGUGAGUGCAGAGAGGCAAAUGGGCGUGUGAGUUUGCGUUAUAUGCUUAUAUUCUCAUAUUCACAUUCUCAUCACUCAAAAUCUGCAUAUUGUCUCUGCAAUUUGAUAUGGAUUUGGCAGAGAUUGGUGGAGUAGAAGGAUAAUUCUUUUGGGGAUUGGAAUCUGAUUCUUCCACUUGUUGUGUUCGUGUUGGGUUUUGGUGUUUAUAAAUGGAUACCUAGGAGGGCCUAGCUUCAGCUCUUCCAUUUUUGUCUCUCCCUAUCUCUAAAGCUAAAUAACUCAAAUCCCACUGUGUUUGUUUUUCUUGGAGAUAACACUCAGCUGCGGAUUACUCUUUCGAGAAUACGACCAUGAACGCACUAGCAGCAACAAACAGAAACUUCAAGCUUGCUGCUAGACUUCUCGGUCUCGACUCAAAGCUCGAAAAGAGCUUGCUCAUUCCAUUUAGAGAAAUCAAGGUUGAGUGUACCAUACCCAAAGAUGAUGGCACAUUGGCAUCCUUUGUUGGUUUCAGGGUCCAGCAUGACAAUGCAAGAGGCCCCAUGAAGGGAGGGAUCAGAUAUCACCCAGAGGUUGACCCUGAUGAGGUAAAUGCUUUGGCACAAUUGAUGACGUGGAAGACAGCGGUCGCAAAUAUACCGUACGGUGGAGCGAAGGGCGGUAUAGGAUGUGAUCCUGGAUUAUUAAGUAUAUCGGAGCUGGAACGUCUUACCAGAGUUUUCACUCAAAAGAUACAUGAUCUUGUUGGUGUCCACACCGAUGUUCCAGCACCAGAUAUGGGAACGGGUCCACAGACAAUGGCAUGGAUCCUAGAUGAGUAUUCCAAGUUUCAUGGCUACUCACCAGCGAUCGUAACAGGGAAACCUAUCGAUCUGGGUGGAUCUCUGGGCAGAGAUGCAGCAACAGGGCGAGGCGUGUUGUAUGCAACAGAGGCCUUAUUAAAUGAGUAUGGAAAGAGCAUAUCUGGUCAAAGAUUUGUCAUUCAGGGUUUUGGCAAUGUGGGGUCGUGGGCAGCACGACUGAUCAAUGAAAAUGGAGGAAAGAUCGUAGCAAUAAGCGAUGUGACAGGAGCAAUAAAGAAUGACAAUGGGAUAGAUAUUCCAAGCUUACUAAAAUAUGCAAAAGAACACAAAGGUGUGAAAGGUUUUGAUGGGGGAAAUCCAAUUGAUCCCCAGUCUAUUUUGGUUGAAGACUGUGACAUAUUGAUACCAGCAGCCCUUGGAGGCGUCAUCAACAAGGAAAAUGCCAAUGAAAUCAAAGCUAAGUUCAUAAUAGAAGCAGCCAAUCACCCAGCAGACCCGGAGGCCGAUGAGAUAUUGGCAAGGAAAGGAGUUGUUAUUCUACCAGAUAUUUAUGCAAAUUCAGGGGGAGUUACAGUUAGCUACUUCGAGUGGGUUCAGAACAUCCAAGGUUUCAUGUGGGAGGAAGAGAAGGUAAACAAUGAACUGAAGACUUACAUGACGAAGGGCUUCAAAGAUGUGAAGGAGAUGUGCAAGACCCAUAAUUGUGACCUCCGCAUGGGAGCUUUUACACUUGGAGUCAACCGAGUCGCCAGAGCCACUGUGUUGAGGGGUUGGGAAGCCUAAGCAACUGCUUCUCUCAGGUCUGAAUAAAUGGGGAGAUGCUCAACUCCCUCGCCUUAGUGCUGCUUCCUUUCCUGCUGUCCUGCAUACAACGACCACUUAUAGCGUUAGUUAUUUUUAUUGGACAAGCAUGCAAGUACUACCAUCUCAGAUCUAAAAAAUGCCAAAUAAAUGGCGUAGUUUUGCUUCCUCCUGAUACCUAUUGAUAGGAGAUUUAAGGAUUGAUUUCGGAUGAGAGGAGUCCUCUCUAGGCUUCAGCCAUUCACUUGGCUUACCAACAUCUUGACAGUAAAAGAAAUGAGAACAGUUUUCAAACAGUACUUUAGAACUA
This is a messenger RNA of Cucurbita pepo subsp. pepo (vegetable marrow), 2117 nucleotides long. The record is from RefSeq and is a predicted model, not a curated record. Lineage: Eukaryota; Viridiplantae; Streptophyta; Magnoliopsida; Cucurbitales; Cucurbitaceae.